UGAGGGUGCGUUAGAAAUUCCACUGGGGGCUUAUUCCUAAGGCCCUUGACUGUCACCUACAAAAUUACAAUUAUUUCUACGGUAGCAUUUUGUAGAAAAAUUCACUGGGGGCUUAUUACUAAGCCAUUUGGCUAUUACCGAACAAAAUUACAAUCGUGAAUAAGAAGCCAAGAAAGGCGGAAGCGUCGCGUUUUUAAGGUGGAACGGAUAGCGUCAAUAACAAGUUGGAUUCGGUACAGGAAGACGUGUUUGAGAAGAAAUUGAAAGUGAAAGCUUGUCUUUCUAAUCAGUGUAACCAAAGAACAAAAUUUAGACGCGGAGUCUUUUCUUCACUUGCGUAAAGUAUUUUAAGGAGAUACUAAGAAAAAGGAUGGCAUCCAUCCCAUUUUAUGGCUGGGAAGCAUACUAUGAUGAGGAUCGCCAUCUUAAGGCAAACCAGGCGCCCAAAUCAGGCAGACUCUACACCAUGUAUCAUGGCACCUCUGUGCAAAUAGCUCGUCUGAUCGUAACAACAGGCUUCCAACAAUCAGCAGAUGGCAUGCUGGGACCUGGAGUUUAUGUAAGCCGUGACCAGAAGAAAGCAGAGCGCUAUCCUCUGAGAGCCCAAUCCACUGACAGAGUAGUGCUUAAAUUGAGCGUUGACUGUGGAAAAGUCAAAAGAAUUGAUAAGGACAACCAUCCUCUACAGAAGACCUGGCAUAAUCAAGGCUAUGACACUGCUUGGGUGCCUCCUAACUGUGGCAUGAAAGCUGUGCCUAGCGGUCUAGAGGAGGACUGCGUCUAUGACCCGAAGCGUAUCGAGGUUGUAGAUAUUGCUCUUGCACCCAACACGACCAUCUUAAAUGAACUCAAACAGCUCAUUGCUCAAAACAAGAAGGGGCCAUUCAAUUCGAACACCUCAGGUACUUGUCCAGUGUGCAAGCUGACAUUAGGGCCUGCUCAUAUUGUACAGCCAUGCUGGGGGUGUGGACAGAAUAUCUGCGCUCUCCUGACCAAACACGAGUGCAGUCGUCAGGGCUAAGAAACAUCUCAGGAAAUCAUGACAGAUGAGUCAUUCAGGUUUUUGGACUGGUUUGUCGACAUGCGUCAAUGCAUGAUGUUUGAAGUUGAACUGACAGCUACUUUAUCUGUCUGUGUAAAAUUGUUUACUUCCCACAUAGUUUUCAGUGACAAUUAUGCAUUGACAAAUUCUUUUCCCAGCUGAUUUGUGCCACCAUAUUUGAUGUUAUAUUUAAACUCAAAAUGCAUAUGAUUACAUAUGACUGUGAAUGAUCUGUUUUUUCUCAAUCAAUCAGGUAUGUUUCAAAUGUUUUAAACAAUCAGUAUUGCAGACAAUAAAAAGAGACUGUCACCUUAUUCAGUUCAAGUAGUAGUAAGUUGCUUUUUAUAGGCAGGUGCAGGUAUAUUUCAUAUUUUUAAAAAAGCUGCUUUGCUGUUAGUAACUAGUAAUUAUUAAGAUUUAGUCCUGUUCACACCAAAAACAAAAUAGAUUUGAUUUCAUAAUUGAAAUAUGGAUUAACCAGAUCUUAUCACCAAACGAUCUGACUGCACAAAGUCACUGGGGUGUAUUUGUAGCAAUAGCCAAAAAUACAUUGUAUGGGUCAAAAUUAUUGAUUUUUGUUUUAUGCCAAAAAUCAUUAGGAUAUUAAGUAAAGAUCAUGUUUUA
Messenger RNA from Labeo rohita (rohu), 1666 nucleotides. RefSeq names its product grass carp reovirus (GCRV)-induced gene 2p (gene gig2p). The transcript has 2 exons. The record is from RefSeq and is a predicted model, not a curated record. NCBI's taxonomy places the organism in Eukaryota, Metazoa, Chordata, Actinopteri, Cypriniformes, Cyprinidae. The coding region runs from base 371 to 1021 and encodes 216 amino acids. Gene Ontology annotation, cellular component: cytoplasm.